GUCAUCAUCGUCAUCAUCAUCGUCUCCGCGAAGUGAUGAUCAGGGUCGUAGCACAUGAUGAGCUGUUCGAGAACAUGAAGCCCAGCACCGCCAGCUGACAUCUGACCCGGCUUGACGUCUCCACGAUCAACUCCUUCCUCUCCGCAAGCAGUGCCAGAAUACACAACAGGCGGAGGUGGCUGCAAAAUACCGAAAAAUGCAAACAACCGACGACACUAUGGCGUCCUCAGAGCAGAAGAGCACUAGUACCGAUGGCCGCGCCGCGCCAGCCGUGCAGCUCUCUCCAAGCGAGAAAUUCUUCCGAUACUUUCAACUUGAAGUGACAGAUCUCCAAGAGCAAAUGGCUCGUAUCAGCAAACACAGCCUGACCGGGGGCGAACGAUCGGAUGCCAUCGACCACUGUCUCUCCGGCAUCGCGAGAUUGUCAAGCGAAGUGCAAGACGCAUCUUCGUAUGUACCUGCCUACGACCAGAGAACAUAUGGCGAGGCAAUCAAGGCGCUCAAUCACAAGCUACAGGAAGUCCGACAGUCGCACGCCCCAAAGCCAAAGUUCUCAUUCAAGUCCAAGUCAGGAGCCUUCUUCACUGCUGGAAAGAACGCAUCUGCGAUCAGUGUGAAUGAUGCUGCUGAGCUUGCCCACCAGGAACAGCUGAAAGCCCCACCGCAUCUUCACGACGUAUCGAGCGGCUCCAGCAUGCCUACAACGCCAGUGGGCUCAAGCACACCUGCACAUGAAUCAGCUGUGGAAGGAGCCGCGGCCAUGGACGGAUUUCCCCCAGCCACAGGCAUUUACUCACAAUCAAAAUCACUAGACGUCUCGGACCACAAGGGUAUGCAUGUCGUGUUACCCACUACAGCUUCGCACGCCAUAUCCUCUGGAACGGUCUCGAAUAUUCGUCAGUGCGUGGUGGACCUAUCUCAAGCCACAGCGGACAAACCAUUGGCAGCCCUCUACCUCAAGAAUAUCGCUUCCUCGCUGAUCAUUUGCGGCCAUGUCUCGGGAGCAAUCAUGAUGCACAACAUCACAGACUCUGUCAUCCUCGUCGCCACACGCCAAUUCCGCAUGCACGACUCCACGAAUUGCAAUGUCUAUCUUUUGGCGACAGGUCGACCCAUCAUCGAGAAUUGUGAUGCCAUAUGCUUUGCUCCUCUUCCACAGGCGUACAUGUUGGAGAGCGACAAGCAGGUGGAUAACAAGUGGAGUGAUGUGGACGACUUCAAAUGGCUGAGAGGUGAACAGAGUCCGCACUGGAGCAUGCUGGCCCCUGAAAAGAGGGUUGUCGAGCAGGUCUGGAGGGAUAUUGCGCUUGAUGGUCCCAAAACAAGUGUGCAAAACGCACUCGACGCAGUCAAUAUCCCAAUCCAGGAAUGACGUGCCUUUGGAGUAAAUGUGCAUCUGUGGAUGUGAAUGAAGACCCGUGGGCCGUGGUUGUGAAAGACUGCUUUUUUCAUUGAGAGCUGAAUCAUGCCAGGGACUCCAAUUUGGACAUUGCAAGCUUCUGCGGCGACCUUUCUCCCAUCUCCUCCAUCACACUCGAGGGAUACUUGGAGAUGGAUUGCCCGUCCAUCGCAGCAAGGUCUUUCUUCGACGAGGGAGGCUGCGAAAAAGACAAAGCAUGAGGUGCAGCACCCGGACUUCCACUAAAACCCACGGCAAGAUCUCCAAACGCAUGUGGCCCACUGCCAUGUUGUGACACGGAUUGUAUCGGUCUUGUGAUCCAGUGCAGGGCACAGGCUGAUAUGAAGACUACACGCACACAAGAAUGAGGGGUCAACAAUGUAGAUUUCGGAGCUUGGGGAAGAUGUUUGGGAAGAUUCUUACCACUCGCCUUACAGACCAGGCAACACAGCCAGGCCGGUCCCUGUCCCACCCAGACGGCUACCGAAAUACUGGAGGCAAUGUUCGCCAGCGAAGAGACGGCGCUUCCAAUGCACGUUCGGACGAUCAAUUGUCGCAGAGGCUGCACCAGUCCUUUGAUGUUCCGAUGCACGGUGAAGAGUGGCCAUAGGAAUCUGAUGGUGAAGUAGACUUGCGCGGAUACUUCCAAUGACAAUAACGCUAUAGUCGCUGGUAGUCGGAUGCCGAUGACACAGAGGUCGUGGCCCUUGUCUAUGGUGUAUCGGCUAUAGAAGGAUGGUUUGACUCAGCAUACAUGCACGUGCGCGACGUCAGUCUUGGGGGAGAAAGGUCUGGAGCACGAACAAGAAGAUGGUAGCAGCGGUGAAGGCUGUAUAUGGAAGCAUGAUCAAGAUGAUGCCGAGGAUAUAUUGCGUCGAACGAUAGCGCGGUUUGGUGGUCCAGGAUAUCACGUAGAUUCGCUCGAUCAGGAAGAGGAACUCGGAUCCUUUGGCGAACUUGUGCAGUACGAUGCCUAGUAGUAGAAUAUCCUCAAUCAGCGUACAUGUUGCGAUUGGGGUUUAUACUUUCCCCUCUUCGUCCCCCUACCAGAUGAUGUUCCGCUGUCAGGGUGGUGGGGGGAGGGGGGAGAGAGGCAAGGAAAAAGAAGAAACUGACAAACCAUCAAGGUGGCAUCACACAGUGUCCGUGUCACUGGUGCGCGGAUAUGUAACAGCAUGGUGACUGCGACGAUGAAGGCGAGGGAGGAAAUGUAACACUGUGGGCUCUCAUUAUUAUGACUGACGUGAUUGCAGCACCGACUUCUUCUUUCAUCUUCUCCUUCUUCUCUCCACCAUGGUAAAAAGAAAAAUCAAAAACAAAAAGGACAAGUGAGAAAAAAAAAACCAAAAGUCAUCCUACCGCAAAGCACGAUACACUCGCCACGGAGAGAUGUUUCGCUUGGGUGUCUUGAUAGCGUUGCCAGAUGAAGACGACAAUGGCCGGAAUGGCCACGAGGGACAAUGUGAUGGAUGUCGCAUCACCUCCGACGACGAAGACUCCUCGGGAGGAAUUGGUGUCGCUGAUGACUGCCAUGGGGCGGCGGCGACGGCGGUGUCGAACAGGGCGGGCGGCGGGUGGUGGCCACGAUGACGGGUGUCUCCUUUGAUUACAGAAUGACGUGCUUUCUCGCUCCUUGGGAGACGGUUACUGCAUUGACGACGGGAGAUGAAGAGGGUUCGGAGGGUGGUGUGGUGGGAUGAGGUGACAUGUACUGAUGUACUCGGCCCAGGUAGAUAUCAGAGGGGGACUCCCGAUGAUGAUGAGGAGGAGGAGGAGGAAGCCACCAUCAUCAGCCUUCAGGUAUGGCCCAGGCUCAGGCCCAUGAUGCCGAGGCGGCUGGUCGAUUGUAUUUAUAUGGUGCAUCAUGCAUGUAGCCAUGUACUACUGU
This is a messenger RNA of Sphaerulina musiva SO2202, 3287 nucleotides long. RefSeq names its product TBCC-domain-containing protein. Lineage: Eukaryota; Fungi; Ascomycota; Dothideomycetes; Mycosphaerellales; Mycosphaerellaceae. Gene Ontology annotation, biological process: tubulin complex assembly; post-chaperonin tubulin folding pathway. Gene Ontology annotation, cellular component: cytoplasm. The transcript has 2 exons. The record is from RefSeq and is a predicted model, not a curated record. The coding region runs from base 197 to 1372 and encodes 391 amino acids. Gene Ontology annotation, molecular function: tubulin binding.